Messenger RNA from Daphnia pulicaria, 2513 nucleotides. Its product is annotated as PI-PLC X domain-containing protein 1-like. NCBI's taxonomy places the organism in Eukaryota, Metazoa, Arthropoda, Branchiopoda, Diplostraca, Daphniidae. Bases 642 to 2045 code for a protein of 467 amino acids. The record is from RefSeq and is a predicted model, not a curated record. The transcript is spliced from 5 exons. Gene Ontology annotation, molecular function: phosphoric diester hydrolase activity. Gene Ontology annotation, biological process: lipid metabolic process.
UCCGUCAGUGCCUUGAUUCAAGGAGCCGCAGACGGAUCUCUCGCCAACCGGUGGUUUAUAUUUCUACACGGCAUAAAAAUUGCGCUUCUUUCAAAUGGGCAUAAGAGGAAAUUAGAGAAACAAGCAUCUCUCAUCUCCUUGAUUACUUUGCGUAAUGACGUUGUGUUGGCGUGUCUUAGUGCGCAGUGGGGGCGUGUAGGGGUGUGUUUGUUUCUUUUCGACUUAAGCGCAGCCAACAUCUCUCGAACAAUUCAAGUGCAGAGCAGCUGUAAUCUCUCUCUACGUCAAGGAGAUAAUUAGGAAACUUAGACAGAAAGAGACUGGCCGUCUUUUCGUUAUCGCAGUCUCGGAGGAGGGCGGCUCUUUGCGCAGCCGCAUCGACUCUCCUCACGGUUCGCGUGUCUUGUCUCGUCGGCCAAAUUUAUCUAGUACUGACUCUGUUCCUUCUGCCGUUCAAUACGACGGGUGUUGUGUGUGUGCGCUUAUUCUCGUCGCAACAGUUCCACUUCCGAAAGGCGACCAGCAGCCAAACCCAUCGAAGCGUUUAUUUUUUUUUUGUCUCCAUUGAUUUCUUCAUCUCGGAAAUUUCCCAACCCGGAAGGACAACCGUCACACUCGUCAAGAAAAAACAUCCGUCGGAAAUGUCCGAAAAUCGGUCUGCAGUGAUUGCGUCUUUGCUGUUAUUCGGCUGCGUCAUAUCGUCCGCCCUACCAGCAGCUCCAGGAGGAACAGGUGGUGGAUAUCAAAUGCUCAAACAAUCCCGAGCGUCAUCUAACAGCAUAGCAAACAUAAUGCCAAAUCUGUCGGUUGGGGUCGGCUCCUUGGCUCGGGUUGUUGACGGGCAAAUCCAGGAGAGGCAACUCGAGAUUUCCUGGUGGUCCAUUGAUGGAGGAUAUCAAGAGGGGGAUCAAAUAGUCCUCUACCAGUAUGUUUCCGAGACAUCUUUCUGCCAAUCGAUGGGCUCUGCGGUGAUUGAGCAAACGACGAUUGACGCCGAGAUGGCCAACGCCUCCUGGGUCCGUCUCAACUCCAGCAUGCCUCAUUGGGUAGCCGGAGAUCUGAUUGAUGAGCGCUGUCAAUAUUAUUGGGCGGCUUAUGUCCGCCUGGACGGCCAAAUUGUCGCUUGUAAUUGCCUCCGAGCCCGUCCCAAUUGGAUGGCCGACCUGAAAGACACCGGGAUUAGCGCCGCUAAAUUGAGGGAGCUCUAUUUGCCCGGCACUCACGAUGCGGCCGCCUACGAACGAUAUGCUGGACUAAGCUCAGACCAAAUCGAUACCAAAUAUGCUAUUACCCAGGAUGAAGAUCUCUUUCAUCAGCUUUCGUUCGGUGUCCGUUAUUUGGACAUGAGAAUCAUUUUCUCGCCCAACCUACCCAACGGCACGGAUGUCCGUUUCUACACUCACCACGGAUCCUACAUUUUGCGCCCGCUGGUCAACGACACGGCGCUCGUCCGUGAAUUCAUCAGCCGAACGGAGGAGAUUAUCAUUUUUGACAUCCACGGCGUGGAUAAUUUGGACCAAGAACCGGGAGCCCACCAAGAACUGCAAGAUCUCCUUUAUCAGGAAUUCAGCCAGUGGAUGGCCCCGGCCAACAUGACCUGGGAGGCGACUCUGAACGAUUUUUGGUCAUCGGGUAAACGAUUGAUCGUGACUUACAACGAUCCCAAUCAUGUUGGCGCGCCGUACUUUUGGCCAGCCGUUAAACAUCAGUGGGGCGACGUCAAUACCGUGGAAGACUUGGAGUCUUAUCUGACUGGCGUGAUGGAAGACGCUGCCCAAGGGCAAUUUGAAUUGGCCUGCAGGGGAAUUCCAAUUGCCAAUUGCAGACCAUGGUCUGCAAUGUCGGAACUCACGCCCAACUCGCUCGACGUCAUGACCGAUCGGCUCGACGGUUUACGCAACGCAGCGGACCUCGUCAAUCGUAACGUAACCAACUGGUUCCGUGAUCGCUGGUCAGAGUUGGCCACCAUUGUGUCGUUGGACUUCUUCUUGGGUGGGAACAUCGUCAAUUUGGCUAUCGCCGAGAAUCAGCGUCGCUACCCUUAAUCAAGAAGAGUUCAGAGAUUCAAAUUCCUUAUAGUGUCGACCCGUCGUGCCACUUAUCUUCCAUUUCUAUUAUACACUACCACGACCGCAGCUCGUCGGGAAAGGUGGUGGUGGUUGACUUGCUGGUGUUUGCUUCAGAUUUCCUUGACAUUUUAACAAACAAAAUAAUAAUAAAAAAAGAAAUUGAUACCAAAAAUAUUAUUGACACGGGAAUAAAACAAACAAACAUGUUAACCGUAAUGAUAAGGUUGCGAUGGUUGUUGCACGGAUGACGCGCGUCCGUCAGAUAAACGGCUUUACUGGUUCGCGCUUGACAGGUUGAUCAACAGUAUUGACGUGGUUAUCAAUUGGACGUCAACAUAUCUAUGUGUGCUCUGCAUGUAAUUUUAUUUCAGAGGAAUGCUGGACAAGUCCGCUCUAUCCGCGCGCCGAGAGUCCCAGGGUAUUCCUAACACUAUCGCCGCUGGC